UGUAUUAACAUGAUAGAACAUGUGGCUGUUAAGAUGAAAAAAACGGUGAUAUCUAAAAUAAAGAACAACGGGUCUCUCCUUAGUAUUACAGUAGAUGAAAGCAGUGCAUUUGGCAUUAGUUAUCUGGUCAUUUAUAUAAGAGCAGAUGUCACGGGUAGAGGGGAUAUGGAGAACAUAUUCCUUGACCUUGUUGAACUUGAUGAGGGAACAACAGCAGAAAAUGUAUAUAAGGCACUUAAGAACAGUCUGAUGAUGGCAAAACUGGAUGAUGAGUAUUUGAAGAAUCAUCUCAUCAGUAUCGCCACUGAUGGAGCAGCAGUGAUGACCGGAAAAGACAGUGGCCUCAUUGCAAGCAGUUACAGCACAGUGAAGGCAGUCUGGAAGGAUUUCCCAGCUCUUGCACAGCAGAUGAGAGCAGCAUCCGAAGACCGCACGUACACUGAUGCUGAGAGAAAGAAGUACACUGGGAUGCUGAACAGACUGACCAGCACAGGCUUUGUUACAGACCUAGCCAUCAUGAGAGAUGUGCUUCAGGAACUUAAAAGUCUUUCACUGAAACUGCAAAAGAGCAGUACCUCCCUAACAGAUGCCAGCCGGGACAUUAGACUGACAAUGGAGAUUUUGGAUGCCAUGAAGACACAAGGAGGAAUGUCAAUGAGAGAAGCAAAAGCAUCUUUGAUGGAGGGAACCUUUAAGGGAGUAGCCUUGAAGGAAAGCACAGAGAAGGUAAAUCAGCUUCAGUUCUUUCAGGCAGUGAUCGACAACCUGUCAAGUCGUCUUCCAGAUUCUGAACUCACAAAGUUAUUGAAACCAUUAGACCCUCACAUCUGGCCCAAAACAAGAGAUGAACUGAUCUUGUAUGGGGAGGACGAGAUAUAUGAACUUGCAAAGGAUCUGGGUGAACCCGCCAGAGAGGCUGUUGAAGAUUUCCGUUCCUGGAAACUGCAAAAGGAUCAAAGUGGGAAGGCCUUAAGAAGAUUGAUAGUUGCAAGCCAAACAUAUCUAGCAACUUCAGCAGAGUGUGAACGAGGGUUUUCUGCCAUGAAUAAUACAGCCAGUAAGACAAAAAAUCGCCUGAGGGUCAGAAGUCUCUCAGCUGUCUUGUUCGUCGACAUUAAUGCACCCCCAUUGGAGAUGUUCGACCCUAAACCUUUUGUGAUGUCCUGGCUUAAAGAAGGGCACUGCCCAUCUACUGCAAAGAAGGCAGCAAAGGAAGCAAAGAAUAAGAGAGAAGACAGACCACUGUGGUCCAUUAUGUGUUGAUGUUGGACCUCCUUUAAAGGUCUAGAGCAGGGGUGCCCGCCCAGUCCUGCUCCUGGAGAGCUACUGUUCUGUAGGUCUUCUCUCCAACCCCAGUUAACCCUAACCUGAUGAAGUUGUUAACAAAUAAAUAAAAUAUGUGCCUAGUCACUUAACAUGUUGAUUUUGA
This is a messenger RNA of Esox lucius (northern pike), 1429 nucleotides long. Its product is annotated as E3 SUMO-protein ligase KIAA1586-like. Lineage: Eukaryota; Metazoa; Chordata; Actinopteri; Esociformes; Esocidae. The record is from RefSeq and is a predicted model, not a curated record. The coding region runs from base 10 to 1263 and encodes 417 amino acids. The transcript is spliced from 3 exons.